This is a messenger RNA of Nyctereutes procyonoides (raccoon dog), 2560 nucleotides long. It is a transcript of the gene BIN1, whose product is annotated as bridging integrator 1. The record is from RefSeq and is a predicted model, not a curated record. Gene Ontology annotation, biological process: regulation of endocytosis. The transcript is spliced from 19 exons. Gene Ontology annotation, molecular function: tau protein binding; phospholipid binding. Gene Ontology annotation, cellular component: cytoplasm; synaptic vesicle; plasma membrane. Lineage: Eukaryota; Metazoa; Chordata; Mammalia; Carnivora; Canidae. Bases 261 to 2039 code for a protein of 592 amino acids.
CCCAGCCCGAGGCCCGGCCCCUCCUCCCUGCCCCGCCCUCGGGCCGUCCCUCCGGGUCCCCGCGUCGCUCGGCCGCACGCUCGCUCGCUGGGCGCACGCUCCGCCUCAGUCGCUCGGCUCGGCCGCGGGGCGCGCGGGGUGGACGGGAGCCGGGCCCGACGCGCGGCAGGGGCAGGGGCAGGGGCAGGGGCUGGGGCUGGGCUGGGGCUGCGCUGGGGCUGGCAGAUCGGCGCCCGCCGCGGGGCGAGGCCGCAGCCGCGAUGGCCGAGAUGGGCAGCAAGGGGGUGACGGCGGGGAAGAUCGCCAGCAACGUGCAGAAGAAGCUCACGCGCGCGCAGGAGAAGGUCCUCCAGAAACUGGGGAAGGCGGAUGAGACAAAGGAUGAGCAGUUUGAACAGUGUGUCCAGAAUUUCAACAAGCAGCUGACUGAGGGCACUCGACUACAGAAGGACCUCCGGACCUACCUGGCCUCAGUCAAGGCCAUGCACGAAGCCUCCAAGAAACUGAAUGAAUGUCUGCAGGAGGUGUACGAGCCCGACUGGCCUGGCAGGGAUGAAGCAAACAAGAUAGCUGAGAACAACGACCUCCUCUGGCUGGAUUACCACCAGAAGCUGGUGGACCAGGCGCUGUUGACUAUGGACACAUACCUGGGCCAGUUCCCUGACAUCAAGUCACGCAUUGCCAAGCGAGGGCGGAAGUUGGUGGACUAUGACAGUGCCCGGCACCAUUAUGAGUCCCUCCAAACCGCCAAAAAGAAGGAUGAAGCCAAGAUUGCCAAGCCUGUCUCGCUGCUUGAGAAAGCCGCCCCCCAGUGGUGCCAAGGCAAACUGCAGGCUCAUCUCGUAGCUCAAACUAACCUGCUCCGAAAUCAGGCAGAGGAGGAGCUCAUCAAAGCCCAGAAAGUGUUUGAGGAGAUGAACGUGGAUCUGCAGGAAGAGCUGCCAUCCCUGUGGAAUAGCCGGGUAGGUUUCUAUGUCAACACGUUUCAGAGCAUUGCAGGCCUGGAGGAGAACUUCCACAAGGAGAUGAGUAAGCUCAACCAGAACCUCAACGAUGUGCUGGUCAGCCUGGAGAAGCAGCAUGGGAGCAACACCUUCACAGUCAAGGCCCAGCCCAGUGACAACGCCCCUGCAAAAGGGAACAAGAGCCCUUCGCCUCCGCCAGAUGGCUCCCCAGCCGCCACCCCGGAGAUCAGAGUCAACCACGAGCCUGAGCCCUCGGCAGCAGCCGGGGCAGCCCUCCCCAAGUCCCCAUCUCAGCUCCGGAAAGGGCCACCAGUCCCUCCGCCUCCCAAACACACCCCGUCCAAGGAGGUCAAGCAGGAGCAGAUCCUCAGCCUGUUUGAUGACACGUUUGUCCCUGAGAUCAGCGUGACCACCCCCUCCCAGUUUGAGGUCCCGGGGCCUUUCUCGGAGCAGGCCAGUCUGCUGGACCUGGACUUUGACCCCCUCCCGCCUGUGGCGAGCCCAGUGAAGGCACCCACGCCCUCUGGUCAGUCAAUUCCGUGGGACCUCUGGGAGCCCACAGAGAGUCCAGCUGGCAGCCUGCCUUCCGGGGAGCCCAGCGCUACCGAGGGCACCUUUGCUGUGGCCUGGCCCAGCCAGACGGCCGAGCCGGGGCCUGCCCAACCAGCGGAGGCCUCGGAGGUGGCGGGUGGGACCCCACCUGCGGCUGGAGCCCAGGAGCCCGGGGAAACAGCAGCAAGUGAAGCGGCCUCCAGCUCUCUCCCUGCGGUGGUGGUAGAGACCUUCUCAGCAACUGUGAAUGGCACCGUGGAGGGUGGCGGUGGGGCCGGACGCUUGGACCUGCCCCCAGGCUUCAUGUUCAAGGUGCAGGCCCAGCACGACUACGUGGCCACCGACACCGAUGAGCUGCAGCUCAAGGCGGGUGACGUGGUGCUGGUGAUCCCCUUCCAGAACCCAGAGGAGCAGGAUGAAGGCUGGCUCAUGGGCGUGAAGGAGAGUGACUGGAACCAGCACAAGGAGCUGGAGAAAUGCCGGGGCGUCUUCCCCGAGAACUUCACAGAGCGGGUUCAGUGAGGGCCACGGCUGGUGCUGCUCUCUGGGCGUGUGAAGAACACCUUUUCCCGAAAAAUGUGUGUUUUGGGUUUUUUUUUUUUUUUUUUUGAUUUUUGUUUUUAAACUUUUGAAAAGCAAAGGGAAACUGAGAGGAGAGGCCUAAGCCACGAGGUAUUCUCCCAAAGAUUAGGUGGUUUUCCAAAGAGCCUGGUUUCAGCAAGUCCAGUGGAAUCACCAGUGUUCCUGAAGCUGCUGUGUCCCCUAGUUAGGUUCCUGGCCACCCACCCUGCGCCCGCAUGUGUGCCUGGCCGCAGGGCGGGGCUAGGGGCUGCCAAGCCACCUUGCUUGCCUGAAGCUUUGGCCAAGCAGCCUGGGUGAGGGUCCUCUUUCUCCUGGCAGCUGCUGUGGGUGGGGUUGGGUCUCUCCAGAGAGCUCAGGGCCCAGACAUGAGCCCGGCCUGGCCCCACCCUGCAGACCGUCUGUGUGCCGUUUGAAAAUAAAUCUUAGUGUUCCAAGCAAAAUGAAACAAACUGGCGAAACCA